Helicoverpa armigera (cotton bollworm) is the source of this 4182-nucleotide messenger RNA. Its product is annotated as sodium-coupled monocarboxylate transporter 1. The transcript is spliced from 13 exons. Gene Ontology annotation, cellular component: membrane. Bases 528 to 2486 code for a protein of 652 amino acids. The record is from RefSeq and is a predicted model, not a curated record. Gene Ontology annotation, biological process: transmembrane transport; sodium ion transport. Gene Ontology annotation, molecular function: symporter activity. NCBI's taxonomy places the organism in Eukaryota, Metazoa, Arthropoda, Insecta, Lepidoptera, Noctuidae.
CAAAACCAUGUGGAUCGUCACAAUCUGUGGCACGGUUUCGCGACAGACAGCUGCUAAAGUGCACGUCACUUAAAACUUUUCGAUAUUUAUAUUGAAUGAUUACAAAUGAACGAUAAAUAAUUAUAGGUAGUCUUUCGAGGUGUUGUAUGAUUAAACUCUAAAUUGUUGCUAAGAAUAUAGCAAGAUAGUCGCGUGUGUUAUUGUUUAUAAUUUGUUCCUAGUGCAAAUUCUUGAAUGAUUUACGAAGUGACAUUGACAUGUGAUCGCGCGGGAAUUUCGAGUUUAGUUUUGCGCGGAUUCCGCCGACGGAUAUUCGCGUCAGUGUUUUGUAGAAGUUAUGUUAAGUGAAAGUAAACUGUGCAAUGCGGUUGUGUAGGUUUGGUGACGUUGUUCUUGCCAAUACAUGUACGUGCCCUUGUGAGGUUGCCAGCAUCCCAUAUAUGCAGACAAUUCCUAUUUGUUUACUUCCGCACUAGCGAAGUAUUAACCGCAUUUUUUAAUAAAAAGUUAAGCUCACAAAGUUCAAGAUGCCUUUCACAAUGAACGAGGGUGGUUUCGGGGUAGGAGACUACGUGGUGUUCGGAGUACUCUGCGCAGUGUCAUGCGCAGGUGGUCUAUGGUACAGCGCCAUUGGAUCUAAGGCCAAGAAGGUUGUAGAUGUGAAGGAUUACCUCCUUGGAGGACGGACGCUGUCUACUUUUCCUGUGGCUAUGUCACUUAUUGCCAGCUACGUCUCCGGAGUGACGAUUCUAGGCACCCCGGCGGAGAUAUACAACUAUGGUACACAGUACUGGCUGGUCGUGAUCGGAGUAUCCCUCAGCUGCAUAGCUGUGGUCACCAUAUACCUGCCUGUGUUCUGUACGCUAAGGUUAACUUCGUCUUAUGAGUAUCUAGAGUUAAGAUUCAACAAGAAUGUUCGUGCGUGCGCCUCAGUGUUGUUUUUACUGGACGAGGUUCUUUUCCUGCCGAUGAUCAUAUUUGUGCCAGCACUAGCAUUCAAUCAAUUGACAGGAUUCAGUGUUUAUGCAGUUGCUGGUACUAUGGUCACCAUAUGUGGCCUUUAUACAGUAUUAGGUGGACUAAAAGCAGUGGUAUGGACGGAUUCAGUGCAGACCGGCAUUAUGUUCAUAGGAGUGAUCUUAGUAGCCGCCGCCGGGACAAUUGCCGUCGGCGGGAUGAAGGAUGUUAUAGAAAUUGUUAACGAAACUGGACGAUUUGAAUUAUCUAAUUGGAGCUUUUCGCCGUUUGAGCGUCAGACUGGCUGGGGUGCAGUGGUCGGGGGAUUCUUAUACUGGACUUGCUUCAACUCCGUCAAUCAGACGAUGGUGCAGAGGUACAUGUCACUACCCACCAAGAGGAAAGCUAUUACAGCCAUAUUCAUAUUCUGCAUCGGUGCAAUCCUGGCCAUCUCUCUCUGCGUCUGGUGUGGCCUGGCCGCUUGGGCCACCUGGGUGCAAGGAGGUUGCGACCCUGGUGGCGUGCCUCUGGUCGAUGACAGGCUACUACCAGCCUUUGUGACGUAUGUGUCGAGGGCUAAGCAUCUGCCUGGACUCCCUGGUGUGUUCUUGGCGGGGGUUUUUGGAGCUGGACUUAGUUCACUUUCAGCAGUAUUAAACGCGUGUGCGCUGGUGGUAGUCGAAGACAUAGUGCGUGGCUGGCUAAAGCUGCAGCUCAAGCCGUUCACUGAGGGCAUACUGGCUCGCGUGGUGACCGCUACCCUGGCCAUCGUGUCUGUUGUCAUGCUGUUCGUUAUUGAGAAGCUGGGAGGAGUUCUUGGUAAGUUAGAAGUAUUGCUGUAUAAUGUCUUGUGUGGCUGGCUGAAGCUGCAGCUGAAGCCGUUCACUGAGGGCAUACUGGCUCGCGUGGUGACCGCUACCCUGGCCAUCGUGUCUGUUGUCAUGCUGUUCGUUAUUGAGAAGCUGGGAGGAGUUCUUGGUGUAGCAACAGCAUUAUCAGCUAUCGCAGCGAGCGCUACAUGUGGGGUGUUCACUCUCGGCAUGGCGUGCUGGUGGGUGGGCCCCCGGGGUGCUCUAGCCGGGGCCGUGGCGGGGGCCCUGCUGGCCGGCACCGUGUCGCUGGGGACCCAGGCCGCGGCCGCACAGGGGUUGAGAGCACCACCACUGAAUAUUACGAUGGAUUGCGCUAGAAACGCGUCUUAUGUGGGACUUGUUGAUGCUAUUGACCCCGAAACAAUAUUCCCCCUCUUCCGCAUAUCCUACCACUGGAUAGCCCCACUAGGUCUCAUCGCCACCAUGUCAGUCGGCAUGAUAGUAGGCUACUUCUUCGACAAGAAGGACUCUCUCAAGAUGGAUGCGGAGUUGUUCACCCCUGGCGUGUGGAGGUACCUUCCUCAGGAGGCCAUAGAGAGAGCGGGGGAUACGAGAAGAGCGAUAGCGGAUAGAGAUGCGCCUGCACAUGCUGCGCCCUUAAUACUCGCUACUAUUGAUAUUGAUAAGAUUGAAAUAAAUGGUGAACCCAGUAGGUGAGAUGAGCAAAUGAACCACAUUUGUAUAUUUUAUUUAUCGUGACGAAGAUAUUGCUCUAGUCACACAGUGAUUUGCCUAUGAAAAUUAAUAAUUAAUUUAUACUAUUCAUUUUGAAAAAUAUACAUUCACCGUGAUCGGUUGGGUAAGUGUAUUACAAUAGUGAUUUAAUAAGUAAAACUGUUGAUCGAAUUUUACUUAUGAAAAUGGAUGUGAAAAUGAGUUGUCUAGCCUUUUAACGAAGUCAUUCCGUUCGGAAAAAGUGGAAAACGGUUAUCAUGGACUUGUUGUUGCUAUGUGUAAAUACGUAUGUACGUAAGUAAGGUUUUAACGAAUGGAAAAUUCUUAUAAAAUGGGACCAAGAGACUGUAGCUAUUUAUAGUGUACGGAUAUAUUAUAUUGAGUGGUGAAUAUUUACACAGUUUGGAAAUAAUUUCAUAUAUCUACAGAAGUAUUUUUGGAAAUAUUGUAUAGGUAAUUUCUGAUUAAAAAAAAAACAUAUUUAGGAAAGUGCAGUUUUUAUAAUACUACAUGAUUAACAUGUACUUAUGCUGUAAAAUGUAGACUAAAAAAUGUGCCAAUUUUGACAAAAAAUAUAUUUUAUUUAUUAAAUAUGUUACAGUUACAGAUUACUCUGUGUUACUAAGAUUAGGCAAUAAUUUAUUAUGUAUUUACAAGAAAGUCCUGGUACCGGCUGUUUUUGUACAAUGUAGCUUAUUUAACAGUAGUUUAAGAAUAAUUUUAUUUAAUUAUAUUAUAAUUAUUUUAACUAGUUUAGAUUAUAAAGUACUUAAUUAAAAUGUGACAGUAUUUAACAUUGUUUUAUAGCAAAUAAAUUUCGAUUUUUUAUAUUACAUUUUGAGGUCCUAUAACUUCAAUAGCAUAAUCAUAUUACCGAUCAUUUUAGAAAUAAAAGUAUAAAUAUUCAAAGCCUUUUCGAUAUAAAAAUGUAAGUAAAUCUUAAUGGAGGUUUUGUUAUUUAUUUUACUGAAAUGUUUUAUACGAUAGUUGUUUUACAAAAUAGCCAUUCAAUAAUAUUAAAAAAAAAAUCGAUAAUUGUUAUUUUGAAGGUUACAAAAAAAACUGCUUUUGCAGGAUAGAGGAAAAAUAAUUUAAGGUUUUAAAGAUCCCAGUUUGUUUUUACUUUUUUUUAAAAAAAAAUGUUAAAUGGAGUAAAAGUUACUUUUGUAUGAUGAAGUAUACUACUCUAUGGUGAAGGUUUUGCGUAAUAGUAUUAUUUAAAAAAUAUACUCGAAUUAAUUUUAUUUCUCCAAUAUGUACAGAUCUUAUAGGUACUUAAUUUUAUAGGUUAAAAGCAAGUUUUAGCAAAAUCAUUUUUAAUCAAAUUGAAAUCGAAAUCUUCAACUUUAAAUGCAGAAUAAUUUUACAAAUAAUUUUGUUUAUUAUAAUAUUUUGUUUUACAUGAUUUUCAAUACGAUGAUGAUUUUUAUAAUAUUUUACAGUGGUGAUGUAUGUACUUAGGUAUGUUUUAAAAGAAUUUUCUUCGGUUUUACUUUUUGUUAAACAAAUAUAUUUUUUUAGCUUUGUGACCGUAAAACUGUUUUAACAGUAUUAUCGUUUACUUCUCGAAUCACACGGCACAAGUUACUUUAAAAUAGAGAAAGCACAAAGAUUUGUGUUUUGAGAACCUAUAAUAUUUUCAAUGUAGUCCAUCAACUUUGAUGAAAGACAUAUAAUU